This is a messenger RNA of Phragmites australis (common reed), 3318 nucleotides long. RefSeq lists its product as uncharacterized. Bases 1 to 3318 code for a protein of 1105 amino acids. The transcript has 4 exons. The record is from RefSeq and is a predicted model, not a curated record. Gene Ontology annotation, molecular function: nucleic acid binding; zinc ion binding. Lineage: Eukaryota; Viridiplantae; Streptophyta; Magnoliopsida; Poales; Poaceae.
AUGGCAGGCUCCCCUUCAAGUGUUCGCGGUGGUAAUAUUGGAGGAGAAGAAGAACCCCCAGUUGCACGGGCUGAGUUACGUCAACUUGGACACUCGCUAUUGGAGGCCAUGGAGAGGAUGCUCAAUGAACGUCUCCCUCCAGCGGGUGGAAGGGUGCCACAACAUAGCCCUGCCAAUUCUCAUGGUGAGGUUGAUGAUGAAAAUUCAGUGGGAAGAGCUGAAGACUACUACUUUGUCCAUCGCAGAGGUCGUGGUGGUCGCUUUGGCCAUGGUGGACAGCAUGGAGGAGGUGCUCGUGGACGUGGUUUUCUCCCCCGUGUGCACUUUGAUGAUGAAGAUUUUCACGAUAAUUCUGAUCAUGAGAUGGAAUAUGAUGACAAUGAGAACCCAUUUGCCAAUCGUGGGCUGUUUAGACAGCACCAUGACCAUCGUCGAGGUGCUGCUUAUGGUGGUUGUGAAUUGCCUCAUAAUCGUCAUAGAGCUGAACCGGACAAUCUUGCUCGAAUCAAGUUGAGUGUUCCCAAGUUUAUGGGACGAGAAGACCCUGAUGCAUACCUUGAAUGGGAGGAACAAUGUGAUCAAAUUUUCAGGGUGCAUGAUCUCUCUGAUCGGAGGCAUGUAAACCUUUCUUCCAUUGAGUUUUCAGGAUAUGCACUCACUUGGUGGAAUCAAAUUCAAGAGAAUCAGCUUGUAUUGGGGCGUGCUCAUAUUGAUACUUGGGCUGAGAUGAAGCAAGUGAUGAGAAGACGCUUUGUGCCAUCAAGUUAUCAACGUGAUCUUCGCAAUAGGUUGCAGAAUUUGAGGCAAGGAACCAAAUCGGUGGAUGAAUAUUAUAAAGAAAUGGAAUUACUCUUGGUGCGCUCUGGAAUUAGAGAGGAUGCUGAAUCAAAAAUGGCAAGAUUUUUGCAUGGUCUUAAUGCUGAAAUUUCAGGUUUUGUGGAAAUGUUUCCUUACAACACUCUCCAAAACCUUGUUGACCAAGCUAUGCGCACGGAGAGGAAGAUUCAGCAAGAAGGACGUGGGCGCUCAUUCUCUGCUGUACCAUGGCAUCGUCAACAACCCGGUACCUCAUUUGCUGGUGGACGCUCUCAAGGUGCUGCAGCUCGGAGUUCUCCCUCUAAUCCAAUUACAAAGGCUGCACCAUCUUCGGCUUCUUCACCUGCACCACGCAAUGAGAACAAGCGUCCAGCUGCAACCAUAGGGGCAACAUCUGCUGCAUCCACAUCUCACAGUCGAGAUAUUAAGUGCCACAAGUGCCAAGGGCGUGGACAUGUUGCCGCUGAAUGUCCUAGUCGAAGGACCAUGAUUGUGAAUGAGAAUAAUGAAUGGGAAUCUGCAAGCGAACCUGAAUAUGAUGAGUAUCCUGAAGAAGCACUGAAUAGUGAUGAGAAUGAGAUCCAAGCUGAUGUAGAUGACAAUAAUUGCUUCAUUUCUCGUCGAGUGCUUAGUGUGAAUGUUGGCAAAGAGGAAAAUGGGCAGCGACACAACCUUUUCCACACUCGAGGUAUAAUCAAAGACAAGUUGUGUCGAAUCAUUGUUGAUAAUGGCAGCUGCAACAACAUUGCAAGUCAAGAAUUGGUUGAAAGAAUGGGAUUAAAACAGAGGCGUCACCCUUCUCCAUACAAAAUGCAAUGGCUUACCGAUUGUGGUGCUAUGCGUGUAAGCAAUAUGGUGACCGUGCAAUUCUCUAUUGGGAAGUACCUUGAUCAAGUGGACUGCGAUGUGGUUCCAAUGCAAGCAUGCCAAUUGCUUUUGGGAAGACCUUGGUUGUAUGAUCGUGAUGCUCAAAUCUGUGAUCAUUCCAAUAAGGUUGUUUUCAUGUAUAAAGGGGAACGCAUCUCUUUGCUUCCUUUGACUCUGGAGGAAAUAAUGAAUGAUGAUCUCAAAAGAAAACAGCGAGAGAGUGAGAAACACUUGAGUGAAUCCAACAAAGCAAGUGAGAAAGAGAGUCCAAAGCCAAAUAAAACUCCACAGCCACAAAGAUCCAAAACAAUGGGAAAAGAGGGAUUAGUGAUGAUGGCUAGGAAGGGGGAUCUGAAAAUUUUGAGAGAACCUCAUGCCAUGUUCUUUGUGCUCUUGUGCAAGGACAAUCUUUUGACAACUACUGACUUACCAUCUACUUUGCCUAGUGCUGUUUUUGAUAUUUUGCAGGAGUACGAAGAUGUAUUUCCCGAUGAAGUACCACCUGGACUGCCACCAAAAAGAGGCAUUGAACAUCAAAUUGAUCUUGUACCAGGAGCUCCACUCCCGAACCGGCCACCGUACCGAACAAAUCCUGAGGAGACGAAGGAAAUUCAGCGCCAAGUGCAAGAACUCCUUGACAAAGGGUAUGUAAAAGAAAGUCUCUCACCUUGUGCUGUUCCGGUUCUUUUAGUUCCAAAGAAAGAUGGUUCAUGGCGUAUGUGUGUUGACUGCCGAGCUAUUAACAACAUAACCGUGAGGUAUAGACAUCCAAUACCUCGUCUUGAUGACAUGCUUGAUGAUCUUAGUGGUGCUAUCAUUUUCACAAAAAUUGAUUUGAGAAGUGGUUAUCACCAAUUUCGAAUGAACGAGGGUGAUGAGUGGAAAACUGCAUUCAAAACAAAAUUUGGCUUCAAAUCCCUUGAAGAACAUAUUGAACAUAUUGCUUGUGUGCUUGUUGUCUUGAGGGAAGAAAAGUUGUAUGCUAACCUUGCCAAGUGCACUUUUUGCACCGACAAGGUAGUUUUUCUUGGCUUUGUUGUUUCAGGUCAAGGUGUGGAGGUGGAUGAAGAAAAGAUCAAAGCUAUUCGUGAGUGGUUACCACCUCAAAAUGUGAGCCAAGUGAGGAGCUUCCUCGGGCUUGCUGGUUUCUACCGGCGAUUUGUUAAAAAUUUCAGCACCAUUGCAGCUCCAAUCAAUGAGUUAACAAAGAAAGAAGUGCCAUUCCAUUGGGGAGAAACACAAGAACGAGCAUUUGAAGACCUGAAAAUGAAGUUAACAACAGCACCACUCCUUGCACUUCUAGAUUUUGACUGUUCUCUUCGCAUUAUGCUUUUGCAAGAAGCACAUUCCGGUGGUCUUAUGGGGCAUUUUGGUGCCAAAAAGACUGAGCAAGAGCGUGUCAACGAAGAUGCUAGCAAGCGUGCUGACCUCGUUAAGAAGAUUCAUGAACAAGCUCGAACCAACAUUGAGGAGAUGGCAAAGACAUAUGAGAAACAUGCCAACAAAGGUCGCAAAAAGAUUGUAUUUGAACCUGGACAACUUGUUUGGGUCCAUCUACGCAAGGAACGGUUUCCCGAGCAACGCAAGUCCAAGUUGCAGCCACGAGCAGAUGGUCCUUUCAAAGUGCUCCAGUGA